CUGGUAGCCUGUGCAUUAUUAAACAAUGGAGUUUACAAGUUACAAAUUCAAGAAAAUGUGUCUGCAGCAGCAAUCAUAUCUGGUGAGCUCUGGCAUCGCAGAUUAGGGCACGUAAACAGUGGAUGUCUGAAUAAAAUGCAGAAUGCCGUUGACGGAUUGUCCUUGAAAGAAAAAGUUGACAUUACUAAGUCUACCUGUACCGUUUGCUGCGAAGUGGGGGACUUACUCCCGAUACCAGAUGUUGACUGUGAUGUGAAAAGUUCUGAUGAGACAAAUAAUAAACUAGUCGAUCAAGAUACUUCUAUAGAGUCUGAGUAUGAAGAUGUUGAACCUGAUUUGAAUUCUACGUUACAGGAAGGUGAACAGGAGAAAGAACAAGAUAUAAAUAAAAGAGAAAGACGACCCCCAGAACGUUUUGGAUAUUCGAAUUUAUGCACUUCAUCGAAUGAGAAGCUGAAUGAUCCAGUAACUGUUCAAGAGGCUCUUCAGAGUUCAUGCGCUAAAUAA
This is a messenger RNA of Danaus chrysippus (African queen), 507 nucleotides long. Lineage: Eukaryota; Metazoa; Arthropoda; Insecta; Lepidoptera; Nymphalidae. The record is from the annotation of a GenBank genome assembly.